AAUCGCGCCCUCUUUCACACAAAUCGGAAAACCCCGUCGGAAGGUUUUCUCCACAUAUUUUUUCGGCUUAAAACCGGUUUCAGCCAAUUCGUUUUCUAUUUAAUUGAAGCAUCCCGCUUUUCCCGUCACACACGAGUUCUGUGCUGGUGUCCUAAGGGGUUGAUUAAGGUUUUUGGGUGGAUUUCGAAACGGUUACUAUAAAUAGACACCCAGCAGACAUAUUUGCGAAAGGAGGACGGUGAACGAUUUUCAUUCAUAAAGUGAUUCAUUUAAAGUAAGGUAGUGUGGAAAGUGCAUUGCUUGUUUAAAUCGAGAACCUGUGAGUUUCCCUGGAUUACUUUGUGAGCUGUGACUUGGUCGCGAGGUGCGUGGACCAAUCGAUCCCAUACGUCAAGUGCUGAAAGGUCUACGGUCAACCCUCUAACAAAAUGGCGUCGGAAGGCGGUCUGGCGCCGGGCGGCGACGGCGACAUGCCGGUGGGCGGGCCCAAGACCCCGCAGCAGAUCGCCGCCCAGCGACGUCUGCAGCAGACGCAGGCGCAAGUCGAUGAGGUGGUGGACAUCAUGAAGACCAACGUUGAAAAAGUGCUGGAGCGAGACCAGAAACUAUCGGAGCUCGAUGACAGAGCAGACGCGCUGCAACAAGGUGCUUCGCAGUUCGAACAGCAGGCUGGGAAGCUGAAAAGCAAAUUCUGGCUUCAGAAUUUAAAGAUGAUGAUUAUCGCUGCUGUCAUUGGAAUCAUCAUACUGGCUUUAAUCAUCGCCAACUUUGUGUGAACAAGUUUCGAUAGCAGCUGUUUAGUUUACCCGUUAUGCGUUAUUAGUUGAAAUAACAGUUAUUUUAAUACGUUAAUGUAGAAAAUUGCGCCAUUGCCGGUCUGUAAGCCCCUCAUAGAGGACAAGUUACAUCAGCAACCCAGCUUUCAGAUGACACUUCUUCACAAGCAGAAAACCUACACAUCACGAAAAACUAAUUUUACUGAAAUAUUAGAUCAAAUGAAGAAAUAUUUAUUUUCGUUCCCGUAAUUCAUAAUAUUUUCGGAGUAAAAGCCAAAAAUAUGCAGUACUUACUUACUAAUCAAACAAAUGUUUAGACUUGAAAAAAUCGUCCUAUCCAUUUAAUGAAACUAUUUGAAAAAGGAGGGGAGGGGAAGGUUUAGGCCGCUUCAAUUUUGAAAAUAUCCAAUAAUUUUACAUAAUUAGGAGUCUACCUAAUUCAAAAGGAAGUAUACACAAGUAAGUAUAGACCCAAGAAUUAAAAUAUGUCAGAGGUAUCAAGAAAAAUUGAGGAGCUCUAAAUCUUACAUGACGAAAAAAUAUUUUUAGGACUUCCUUUGUUUCUAGAUCUUCCUAGUUUUAGAAUAAUAUUUUUGGCUUUUUUCCUGUUCAUAUAUUAAAGUAUUCGCCUUUAGUAAAAGUGAAAAUAAAUGAUGUUUGUUAGAGACACUCGCUGGUCCCUUCCUUCAGUAUUUUGUAGGAAUUUUAAAGCUGAGAUUUCGAAAACUAUAUUUUGUUGUUAACAUACAAUAUUUUUAGAUAAUCUUUCUUUAAUUUGAACAGUUUAUCUAAUGUACCUACCUAAUAGUAGUGAAAUAUCAAUCCAAAUCAUAUCUCGAAGCUUACCGAUAAUACUGUGUUCACAACAAAUUUUAAAAUGUUGAAAAUAUUUAUAUAACCACUUACUCAUAAUUACUUCUUUAUUUAUAUUUUGGACCAAACAUUCAUAGUUGCAACAAUUUGUUGUUUAUUUUGUACUCAUUACAAAUAAUAUUUAUCACGACUUCACGAUCACUUUGUAAAGCGUUGUACCCACACGAAAAUUUUCUAGAAAUGUACAAUAUUCUGGAGCAAUUUAUUUGAUAUCACCUUUAAAAUUAUGGAAAAUGUUAUUGAUGUUCUGAAUAUAAUCUAUAUUUGAUUACUAUAAUGAAAUAUUUAAUUUAUAAAUUCCAAUGUUUUUACUUUGCUACUUUUAUAGGAAAAAAGUAUUUUAAUUUUGUGUACUUACGUCUUGUGGUGAGUUAUAUUUGAAACGAAGUAGAAUUUAAUAGCAUUAAUUGUUGAUAUAAUGAUAAUAACUCCUGGAACGCGGGCAAAUGCCUCUAUAUCUUUACCUUUAAAGGUACAAGUUAUUUUCUAAGUUUCUUAACUUAUUUACCUUUCACCCGCACUGGUGGCAUAAUAUUGCUGAAAACAAUUAUGGAGUUGUUCUGAAUAAGUUGCAUGAACAUUAUCAAGUUAUUGUAAUUUAAAUUGCGUGUGCAUUGUUAUUAUAAUAAA
Molecule: messenger RNA, 2279 nt
Organism: Plutella xylostella (diamondback moth)
Lineage: Eukaryota; Metazoa; Arthropoda; Insecta; Lepidoptera; Plutellidae
Product: neuronal synaptobrevin
Biological process (GO): vesicle-mediated transport
Cellular component (GO): membrane
Source: RefSeq, a predicted model, not a curated record